Callithrix jacchus (white-tufted-ear marmoset) is the source of this 2667-nucleotide messenger RNA. It is a transcript of the gene NOP58, whose product is annotated as NOP58 ribonucleoprotein. NCBI's taxonomy places the organism in Eukaryota, Metazoa, Chordata, Mammalia, Primates, Cebidae. Gene Ontology annotation, cellular component: small-subunit processome; box C/D methylation guide snoRNP complex. The record is from RefSeq and is a predicted model, not a curated record. Gene Ontology annotation, molecular function: snoRNA binding.
ACGUCGCUAUCCCAGAAUCCUUAGAGAAGGAGAAGCGCGUUCUUGCGUUCUCCUCACAGUCCAGCCUGGAGGGUUUAGGCAACGUGUUCUGAUUUUCUGCAGGAAGGCCAGCACGUUUGUGCUUUGCCCGCCGCGGCGUAGCGGACCUUUUGGAGCCGCAUAGUCGGCAUUUUUGAACUGAGGUCACAGCUCGUGGCGGGCCGAGCGGUGCCCUGAUCUGGCCUCACCAUGUUGGUUCUGUUUGAAACGUCCGUUGGCUACGCCAUCUUUAAGGCUGGAAUGCAAUGGCACAAUCUCGGCUCACCACAACCUCCACCUCCUGGGUUCAAGGGAUUCUCCUGCCUCAGCCUCCUGAGUAGCUGUGAUUACAGGUUCUAAAUGAGAAGAAACUUCAAGAGGUUGAUAGUUUAUGGAAAGAAUUUGAAACUCCAGAGAAAGCCAACAAAAUCAUUCACAGCUCUGAUGGAGGGCAAAAUCAAUAAGCAGCUCAAGAAAGUUCUUAAGAAAAUAGUAAAAGAAGCCCAUGAACCGUUGGCAGUGGCUGAUGCUAAACUAGGAGGGGUCAUAAAGGAAAAGCUGAAUCUCAGUUGUAUCCAUAGUCCCGUCGUUAAUGAACUUAUGAGAGGAAUUCGUUCACAAAUGGAUGGAUUAAUUCCUGGCGUAGAACCACGUGAAAUGGCAGCUAUGUGUCUUGGAUUGGCUCACAGCCUGUCUCGAUAUAGAUUGAAAUUUAGCGCUGAUAAAGUAGACACAAUGAUUGUUCAGGCAAUUUCCUUAUUAGAUGACUUGGAUAAAGAACUAAACAACUACAUUAUGCGAUGUAGAGAAUGGUAUGGCUGGCAUUUCCCUGAAUUAGGAAAAAUUAUUUCAGAUAAUUUGACAUACUGCAAGUGUUUACAGAAAGUUGGCGAUAGGAAGAACUAUGCCUCUGCCAAACUUUCUGAGUUCCUACCAGAAGAAGUUGAAGCAGAAGUGAAAGCAGCUGCGGAGAUAUCAAUGGGAACAGAGGUUUCAGAAGAAGAUAUUUGCAAUAUUCUGCAUCUUUGCACCCAGGUGAUUGAAAUCUCUGAAUAUCGAACCCAGCUCUAUGAAUAUCUACAAAAUCGAAUGAUGGCCAUUGCACCCAAUGUUACAGUCAUGGUUGGGGAAUUAGUUGGAGCACGGCUUAUUGCUCAUGCAGGUUCUCUUUUGAAUUUGGCCAAGCAUGCAGCUUCUACAGUUCAAAUUCUUGGAGCAGAAAAGGCACUUUUCAGAGCCCUCAAAUCUAGACGGGAUACCCCUAAGUAUGGUCUCAUUUAUCAUGCUUCACUCGUCGGCCAGACAAGUCCCAAGCACAAAGGAAAGAUUUCUCGAAUGCUGGCAGCCAAAACUGUUUUGGCUAUCCGUUAUGAUGCUUUCGGUGAGGAUUCCAGUUCUGCGAUGGGAGUUGAGAACAGAGCCAAAUUAGAGGCCAGGUUGAGAACUUUGGAAGAUAGAGGGAUAAGAAAAAUAAGUGGAACAGGAAAGGCAUUAGCAAAAACAGAAAAAUAUGAACACAAAAGUGAAGUGAAGACUUAUGAUCCUUCUGGUGACUCCACACUUCCAACUUGUUCUAAAAAACGCAAAAUAGAACAGGUAAAUAAAGAGGAUGAUAUUCCUGAAAAGAAAGCGAAGAAAGGCAAGAUUAAAGUUAAAGUUUCCUCUGUCGACAGCCUGGAGUGUAGUGGCAUGAUCUUGGCUCACUGCAACCUUCGCCUCCUGGGUUCAAGUGAUUCUCCUGCCUCAGCCUCUCGAGUAGCUGGGAUUACAGGCACACACCACCAUGCCUGGUUACUUUUUGUGUUCUUAGAAGAGAUGAGGUUUCACCAUGUUGGCAAGGCUGGUCUCAAACUCUUGACCUUGUGAUCCGCCUACCUCAGCCUCCCAAAGUGCUGAGAUUACAGGUGUGAGCCACUGCACCCAGCUGGUAAUUGAAUUUCUUUUUUCUUUUUUUUUUUUUUGAGAUGGAGUCUUACUCUGUCGCCCAGGUUGACGUGCAGUGGUGCCGCCUCAGCUCACUGCAACCUCCUCCUCCCAGGUUCAGGCAGUUCUCCUGCCUCAGCCUCCCAAGUAGUUGGGAUUACAGGCAUGAGCCACCAUGGCUGGCUGGUCAUGAAUUUCUAAUGAUAGCUAUGUGUUGAGUCCUUAUUGUAAUGUGUGCUAAGCAUUAUACUUAGUAUUUUGUGUGUAUCAUCUCUUUAAAUCUCAGUAAGAUUCUAAUGAGAUAAGACAUUCUUAAAUGUUAUAGAUGAGGAUAUAGAGUUUUACCAGGGGUAAAUAAAAUUAUUCAGGACUGCAGCAGGUAGAAUAAACCCAGGCCGCCUUCAGAGUGCAAGCUCUUAACCAUUUCUAAUAUAAUUGACUCUCUUCCCAAAAAUGAUAAGGGGAUCAGAUGACCUUUGUUUUAAUCCUGAUUUUUAUACAAGACUUCAUGGUUGUGAGAAAAUUGCUCUGAGGUCUGUCUGUAUCAUUUGUUAAAGUUAGUGGUAGGAGGACCUUCCCAAUUAUAAAAUAAACAAUAUAAACAUUGAAUAGUUGAUGAGAAUGACGGACAAAAACAAAAACUAGGACUCAAACGUUUUUGGAAGGGGUGAGAUCUGAUACAGUGUUAAUAUGCCUUUACAUUUACCCUAUUCAGUUGAAGAAGAG